CGGAAAGUCGCUUUGCGAAGCAGCCGUGCUCGGUACACCUUCGGUAUUUCACUAUUUCAAGACUCUAUCUUUGUAGCAAAGCGACAAGGAGGGCGUAAGAUACUUAAAGUCGACAAGUCUGGGGGCAAAAGAUCGGUGACCCUGCUACGAUAUCUAUACGGACCGCGGGGAAUUGUGGUAUAUCAUCCUUCAAGGCAGCCGGGAACAGGCAAUAAUCCAUGCAGUGACUCUGUGGAUUCCGGAGGUUGCAGUCACAUCUGUUUACUAGCUCCAAAAGAUCUCGAUCCAAAAGGUUAUUCUUGUCACUGUCCCCCUGGAUUGAUGAUGCUUCAAGAUGAAAAGACCUGCAUGUCCUCAGAUGCUUUAAAGUGCAAGGAAGGAAUGUGUCUCAAUGGGGGCACUUGUAUCGAGAAAGCAAGGGCACUUCCCGUAUGUAGUUGCCCUUCUGAUUUUAAGGGACCCAGAUGUCAAGAAAUCAGCCCGGUGCACAUCUCCACCACAAUUUCUCCCUCAACGAAACAGGACAGCUGUGAGCCGUUAACGAUACCUCUUUGUCGCUCUUUGCCUUAUAAUACUACAAUAUUUCCCAACUUUUUGAAUCACACAACACAAGACGAGGCCGCUCUUUAUGUCCACCAGUUUUAUUCUUUGGUACAAUACGGCUGCUCGGAGCAUUUAGGGCUCUUCCUCUGUGCUGUUUACGCGCCAGUUUGUACAGUGUUAGGUUCUGCAGUCCCGCCCUGUCGUUCCCUUUGUAAUAGUGCAAGACUUGGCUGUGAAGAUGUGAUGAAACGUUUCGGUGUUAAAUGGCCAGAGAGUUUGAACUGCGAACGAUUUCCUGAAUUAGGUUCUGAAAUCUGCGUUGGACUCAAUGAAACCUUGGAACCCACCUCCCAGCCACCAACUGAAAGAUCAAUGAGGCUUUAA
Molecule: messenger RNA, 927 nt
Organism: Pocillopora damicornis (cauliflower coral)
Lineage: Eukaryota; Metazoa; Cnidaria; Anthozoa; Scleractinia; Pocilloporidae
Biological process (GO): receptor-mediated endocytosis
Cellular component (GO): signaling receptor complex; apical plasma membrane; plasma membrane
Molecular function (GO): protein binding; low-density lipoprotein particle receptor activity; hormone binding
Source: RefSeq, a predicted model, not a curated record